GCAAAAGAGCUUAAAGCAGAGAAAAGAAAAACAGUGAAAAAUACCAAUUAAUUAAUUCGCUCAGAGUUUAACAACAAAGAGGAAAUGGAUAUCGGCGGCAUCAUUGGCGGGAUUCCAGUAAUUGCGUUAUUCAUUUUUACUGGAAUUCUCAUAAAUCUCAUCCAAGUGAUCUGUUAUGUUACAAUCCGACCGAUGUCGAAAAGUAAAUUCCGACGCAUUAACGGAGCAAUUGCAGAGUUGUUAUGGUUGGAGCUUGUUUGGAUGAUGGAGUGGUGGUCUGGCUUUGAGGUUAAAUUGUAUACGGACGUCAAAACUUUUCACUUGAUGGGCAAGGAACAUGCAAUUCUUAUGCCUAAUCAUAUUUCUGAUUCCGAUACGCUGCUUACAUGGGUUUUAGCUCAGCGCGUGGGCUGUCUUCGUAGUGCACUGACAAUUGUAAAGAAAGAAACCCAGUUCCUUCCUGUAUUUGGAUGGACAACGUGGUUUUAUGAAUUCAUUUUCGUCAAUAGAAAUUGGGCAAAGGAUGAAAGCAAACUCAGGUCAAGUUUCGAAGCUUUAAAGGAUUUUCCGAUGCCGUUUUGGAUGACAAUAUUCGUGGAGGGAACACGUUUGACGUCCGAUAAACUGUUUGAAGCUCAAGCUUUUGCCUCUUCCAAAGGCUACCCCAUUCCUAAGCAUGUUCUCAUCCCUAAGACCAAGGGCAUAGUAACAGCCGUUCAAAGCUUGAGAUCCUUUGUUCCAGCGAUUUAUGAUGUUACGAUUGCAGUUCCCAAAAACCAACCCUACUUCCCCACUUUACUCACCUUCUUCAAGAUGCAGCCUUGCAAGGUGAAAGUGCAUAUAAAGCGAUAUCCGACCAAGGAUCUGCCUGAAUCAGAUCAGGGCAUUGCCCAAUGGUGUAGAAAUAGGUUCCUUGCAAAGGAUGCACUAUUAGACAAUUUUGCAGUAACCGGCACAUUCGAAGAAGAUGAAAUCACAGAAUUUCGUCGUUCAGUCAAGUCAUUGAUAGUUACUCUGGUGUUCAUCAUUUUACUUUUGCUGGGAGGAUGGAUAUAUCUUCAAAGGCUCUCAACUGGAUGGAGAUAUAUAAGUUUAGCCACCAUUAUUGGAACUGUCACCAUCGUUGUUCACAUUUUCCUUGAAUUUACCAAGUUGCCUCCCCAAAAGAACAAAGCUCAUUUGUAACCCUAAGCGGUGAUAUUAUAAUAAUCG
This is a messenger RNA of Hibiscus syriacus, 1212 nucleotides long. RefSeq names its product 1-acyl-sn-glycerol-3-phosphate acyltransferase 2-like. Gene Ontology annotation, molecular function: 1-acylglycerol-3-phosphate O-acyltransferase activity. NCBI's taxonomy places the organism in Eukaryota, Viridiplantae, Streptophyta, Magnoliopsida, Malvales, Malvaceae. Gene Ontology annotation, cellular component: endomembrane system. The transcript is spliced from 12 exons. The record is from RefSeq and is a predicted model, not a curated record. Bases 85 to 1185 code for a protein of 366 amino acids.